AAUACACGACACUUUGCUGGCAGCGGAGAACAGAUCUCGGAGAAGGUCGCACGGCUCUCUUUGAAGGUUAUCAGGAACGUGACGUUUUCUCGCCGUACGAAUCUUUCCAGUUGGUCAAGCCGACGGAGCAGCACACUCGUCGUCGUCGCCGUCAAACAUGCUGCCGCGAUUUUUGAGGCCUACUAUAACCGCUGCUCAGCAAGGAGCGAAGCGAUUAUCCACCAGUACCAGAUGUCAUACCAAGGUCGCUGUUAUGGGAGCAAGCGGCGGCAUUGGCCAGCCAAUGUCGCUGCUCCUUAAGCAAUCGCCCCUUGUUUCUGAGUUAUCGCUUUAUGAUAUCGUGAACACACCCGGAGUCGCCGCCGAUAUUUCGCACAUCGAUACACCAGCAAAAGUUAAAGCUUACAAUGGUCCAGAUCAGCUGAAGGAUUCUCUCAAAGGAGCUCAGGUUAUCAUCAUACCCGCUGGUGUCCCGCGUAAACCAGGCAUGACCCGUGACGAUCUCUUUAAUACAAAUGCCUCCAUCGUCCGAGACCUCGUUGCCGCUAUGGCAGAGGUUGCACCGAAAGCCUGCGUGGCGAUCAUCUCGAAUCCCGUUAACAGCACAGUACCGAUCGCGAGCGAGGUGCUGCAGAAAGCAGGUGUUUACGAUCCCAAUCGCGUCUUUGGAGUAACUACAUUGGACAUCGUCCGAGCGAAUACGUUUAUUGCGGAAGCUAAGGGUUUGGAUCCGCAGAAAACAUCCGUACCGGUUAUUGGCGGGCACAGUGGCAUUACGAUUAUUCCACUGAUCUCGCAAUGCACGCCAUCGGUCUCAUUUCCAGAUGAUAAACUGAAAGCGCUCACUGAGAGGAUCCAGGAAGCUGGCACUGAGGUCGUUAAGGCCAAAGCUGGCACUGGAUCUGCGACUUUGUCGAUGGCUUAUGCAGGCGCGCGAUUCGGCAUCUCGUUGAUCAGAGCUCUCAAUGGAGAAACCGGUAUCAUUGAGUGCUCUUAUGUUAGAUCAAACGUCACUGACGCCAAAUACUUCUCCACGCCAGUGCUUUUAGGCAAAAACGGGAUGGAAAAGAACUUGGGCUAUGGCAAACUGAGCAGCUUCGAGCAAAAACUGCUGGAGGCUGCAAUCCCGGAGCUUAAGAAGAACAUUCAAAAGGGAGAGGACUUCGUAAACAAGAAGUGAAAUUUGUUGAACCUAAAUAAAUCAUGAUCUGCCGAAUCUGCUCGGGAAAAGGGAGUGUGAUUAGCCUUCGUUGCUGGCCUUGUAAUUCAGUGACAAAUCGUCACUACGAUCAUAUCGAGAGUCAAACCUUCUGUCGAUUACAGCGACCACGAAAAUCCGCGAGUAUAUCUCCCGCUUCGCUCGGUACCUGCCGAUGUGAAUGCAUAUGUACGUACGUAAACGUUUAGCAAGUUGCUAAGCUAUA
This is a messenger RNA of Harpegnathos saltator (Jerdon's jumping ant), 1424 nucleotides long. RefSeq names its product malate dehydrogenase 2 (gene Mdh2). The transcript has 5 exons. The coding region runs from base 158 to 1180 and encodes 340 amino acids. Gene Ontology annotation, biological process: malate metabolic process; tricarboxylic acid cycle. The record is from RefSeq and is a predicted model, not a curated record. Gene Ontology annotation, molecular function: L-malate dehydrogenase (NAD+) activity. Gene Ontology annotation, cellular component: cytoplasm; mitochondrion. Lineage: Eukaryota; Metazoa; Arthropoda; Insecta; Hymenoptera; Formicidae.